CAGCUCUGGGCUGUCAUGGAGCACAUCUGCAGGCUGGUGGACGGCAUCCCCCUGCAGCAGCUGCAGGGGCUGUCCUGCGCCAGGGACCUCCUCCAGCAGCGGGAGCUCAGCUCCCUCCUCUCAAAGAUCCUGUCCAGAGCCAAAGGCUCUGCUGCCUGCUCCAGCCCCGCCAGCUUCCCAGUGGCAGCAAAGAACCAUCCAGACCCAGCGGCCAGGAGCCCCGCACUGGAGCGCUUCAGGGGCACGAGGUUUCCCCACUCUGAGGAAAUGAUGAAGGUGUUUCACAGGAAGUUUGGCUUGCACUGCUUCCGGACCAACCAGCUGGAGGCCAUCAAUGCAGCUCUCCUGGGUGAAGACUGCUUCGUCCUGAUGCCCACGGGUGGUGGUAAGAGCUUGUGCUACCAGUUACCAGCGUGUGUCUCUGCUGGAGUCACCAUUGUCAUCUCCCCCCUGAGGUCGCUGAUCAUAGAUCAAGUUCAGAAACUGAAGACUUUAGAUGUGUGUGCCAGCAGCCGCCUGAUGUCAGCCCUGGAGAACCUCUACGACAGGAAACUCCUGGCACGUUUUGUCAUCGACGAGGCCCACUGUGUCAGCCAGUGGGGUCACGAUUUCCGCCAAGACUACAAACGCCUGAACAUGCUCCGCAAGAAGUUCCGCUGCGUCCCCAUGAUGGCCCUCACGGCCACUGCCACCCCCAGGGUGCAGAAGGACAUUCAGAAUCAGCUCGAGAUGCUCAAGCCACAAGUGUUUACAAUGAGCUUCAACAGACACAACCUGAAAUACGAUGUGUUACCCAAGAAGCCAAAGAAGGUGGCAAUGGAUUGCUUGGAAUGGAUUAAAAAAUACCACCCCCAUGACUCUGGAAUUAUUUAUUGCCUUUCACGCCACGAGUGUGACACCACAGCAGCUAUUCUGCAGAAGGAGGGUCUGACUGCCCUCGCCUACCACGCCGGCCUCACCGACGCCAACAGGGACCUGGUGCAGAAGAAAUGGGUUAAUCAGGAAGGGUGCCAGGUCAUCUGUGCCACCAUUGCCUUCGGCAUGGGCAUCGACAAGCCCGACGUGCGCUACGUCAUCCACGCCUCCCUCCCCAAGUCCAUCGAGGGCUACUACCAGGAGUCGGGCAGGGCUGGCCGAGAUGGGGACAUGUCUCACUGCCUGCUCUUCUACAGCUACAGCGACGUCACCCGGCUCAGGAGGCUCAUCCUGAUGGAGAAAGAUGGGAACAGUCACACCAGGCAGACCCACUUCAACAACCUGUACAGCAUGGUUCAUUACUGUGAGAACGUGGUGGACUGCCGGAGGAUUCAGCUUUUGGCCUACUUUGGGGAAACUAAUUUCAAUCCCACCUUCUGUAAAGAACACCCAGAAGUCAUCUGCGAUAACUGCAGCAGAAACAAGGAUUACAAAUCAAGAAAUGUAACAGAUGAGGUGAAGAGCAUUAUAAGAUUUGUACAGGAGCAUUGUGGACAAACGAGACGAAUUAGUGCCAAGGGGAAUACAGGUUCUGGAAGAUACACAUUGAAUAUGAUGGUCGACAUUUUCCUCGGUAAGACGAGUGCGAAGAUUCAGUCAGGAAUAUUUGGGAAGGGAGCUGCCUACUCGAGGCACAACGUUGAAAGGCUGUUCAGGAAGCUGGUCUUGGACAAGAUUCUGGAUGAAGACCUGUACAUCACGGCCAACGACCAGGCUGUAGCCUAUGUGAUGCUGGGAGAGAAGGCUCAGGCUGUGCUGGACGGGGCACUACAGGUGGAGUUCCAUGAAACAGAAAGUGCCAGUGCCAUCAGAAAGCAAAGGGCUUCCAUGGCAAAGAUGUCCCAGCGGGAAGAGAUGGUUAAAAAGUGCCUUGGGGAACUUACAGACACGUGCAAAAUGCUUGGGAAGGUCUUCGAUGUGCAUUACUUCAAUAUUUUCAAUACUUCAACCUUGAAGAAAAUAGCAGAAACCCUGUCAUCUGAUGUGGAGAUUUUACUGCAGAUUGAUGGUGUCACAGAAGACAAACUGGAAAAAUAUGGUGCAGAAAUAAUUAAAGUGAUGGCUAAGUACUCGGAGUGGACCCUACCAGAAGAUGCCACCUGCCCCAGCGUGGACACAGCCACGGGGAGCACCAGCACUCCUGAGAGCGGCGAGGAAGCACAGGAGGCAGUUACAACCUCCAGCUAUUUUUCAAAUAAAGCAAACCAAAGGAAGAAAAGGAAAAGGCCACCCAACUUCAGAGAAUCAAAGAGGAAGAAGAUGAGCAGUGGUGGCAACCAGCAGUUCCACCCCAGAGGGGGCUACAGCAAGUUCCGGAGGAGCAAGCGGCCG
Merops nubicus (carmine bee-eater) is the source of this 2307-nucleotide messenger RNA. Its product is annotated as Bloom syndrome protein homolog. Gene Ontology annotation, cellular component: cytoplasm; chromosome; nucleus. Lineage: Eukaryota; Metazoa; Chordata; Aves; Coraciiformes; Meropidae. Gene Ontology annotation, biological process: double-strand break repair via homologous recombination; DNA replication; telomere maintenance. Gene Ontology annotation, molecular function: hydrolase activity, acting on acid anhydrides, in phosphorus-containing anhydrides; 3'-5' DNA helicase activity; DNA binding. The transcript has 16 exons. The annotation marks the transcript as partial. The record is from RefSeq and is a predicted model, not a curated record.